Messenger RNA from Misgurnus anguillicaudatus (oriental weatherfish), 2005 nucleotides. RefSeq names its product claudin domain containing 1a (gene cldnd1a). The record is from RefSeq and is a predicted model, not a curated record. NCBI's taxonomy places the organism in Eukaryota, Metazoa, Chordata, Actinopteri, Cypriniformes, Cobitidae. Gene Ontology annotation, cellular component: membrane.
CCCAUGAACACCUGCUGCAGCCAGACAUACAGCAUCGCAGAUGGAUGCGUCCAACAGACUUCGCAUUUUCAGGGAUUAACACGUGAUUAUAACAGCCAGGCUUCAAUAAACGCUGGAUUGUGUGUUACUGUUAUUCGUCGCUUAUUUCUUCUCAGACUGACAGAUGGCGUGAAACAGAUGGGCGGAAAAUAGGACACGAAACACCAACAAGACAAACAGGAGCUCUACUUCAGUUUUUUUUUUUUUUACAUAAACACCGAGGAAUUAUGGUGGAUAACAGACACGCAACGGCUCUGGUCAUUGCCGGUGUUUUAAGUGCGCUGGCGUCCGUGUAUCUGUCGGUGUCGGUGGGUUCGCCUCACUGGUACCGGUACACGAGCCCCUCUGUGCGCACGGAGCCCAACGCCACGGAGCUGCGCGCGCUGCAGGGCGAGUUUCUGGAUGGAGAAUUUGAUGAGAAAACGGUGAGCGACGCGAUGUUCCGCAUGAACGGAACGCUCGGACUAUGGUGGAGAUGCAUUCAUACUCCGACUGAUGCGCACUGGUACAGAGAUCCAGAUCCAAAGAUGGUUCUGGAGUGUGCAAGUUUUACUCUCUCACAACAAUUCACACCAAAAUACAAAGAACCGGGAAAUCACAACAGUGGAGAAGACACAAUACGAACUUAUCUUUGGAGGUGUCAGUUUCUGCUGCCGCUGGUCUCUUUGGGUCUGGUGGUUCUGGGCGGUCUGUUGGGUUUCUGUGCGUGUCUGUGUGGCAGCCUCACUCCUGUGCUCUUCAUCGGGUUGUUGCACCUGCUGGCAGGUCUGUGUUCUUUAGCUACCGUGUGUUGUUUUCUGGCUGGAGUAGAUCUGCUGCACCGCGUCUCUGUGUUUCCCGAUCACGUGGAUGGAACUCUGGGCUGGUCGCUGUAUCUGGCGCUCAUCGCGUCUCCUCUGCACAUGAUGGCAGCUGCACUGCUGGUGUGGGCCGCUCGCAGCCACGGUCAAACCUACUACCGCAUGACUGCAUACAGAGUAGCAUAAUACAUCAGACAUGUGCUCGAUCUCAGAAGAUAUCUGUAUGGAUUGUGAUCUUAAUCCUGACAUUUUUUAUUCGAAUCGGUUUUGGAUUCUUGAACUUUUGAUGAAAGGAUAUCAGGAUAAAAUGAGCUGUCAAAUCAGAGGUGUGUGCGUGCGUGCGUGCGUGUGUGUGUGUGUAUUAAGAGAUCAGUGUUGAGUUAGGGUCCAUCAUUAACUAUCUUUGGGGAUAGUGGGGAGCAACACUUUGUUAGGGUUAUAUCUUUUAGAUAAUUUUUUGAAUUACUGAGAAACAGGACAAAAUACUUGUUAAGAAUGUGAUUUAUGAGGGUGGCAGUGUUGAACAUCAAUUUGAUUUGAAUUUUUUACUCUUUAUUGGUUGUUGAUAAGUAUUGAAGCUGGACCCUGGAUCAGUUUUACUGUAAUCUGAUCAUCUGCAUGUGGUCUUGCCCAUCAGAUCAAAACAGUUUAUGUAAAAAGAAGAAAUAAUUCUUUAAUCUUGACUAACACAAAAUUGAAUGUUUAUCAGAAUGUUCACACUGCUUGUGUUUGCUUUAUGUGCUUGAGCACUUUUCUCCUGUGGGUCAACAUAAAACUUAAAUUAUUUUCCUUUUGAGUGUUUUAAAGUAAAGUGAUAUUUUAUCAAUUACUCACGGUUUGUAAAUUAAUUAGUUGUGAUAAUGCUCUUUAUAACUUUGUACAAAAUGUAACUUAUUUAUUAUUACUAUAUUUCUGAUAUUUAUUGUCAUUUUUAUUUAUUUACUCUAAAAAGUGGCCGAGUUAUUUUUGGCCCAUAAUGGGUAAAUAUUGGACACAACACACAACACAUGUUUUCUGUCCAGUUUUAUAGAUUAUGGGUCAAAAAUAAUCCAGCCAUUUUUAGAGUGUUGAUUGAUAUAUUAGCUUUACAUUUACAGUUAUCAUCAUAAGUUUGCAUACCUUGCAGAAUGUUAAUAAUUGAAAAAAAUAAAGUGAGCACAUACAAA